Messenger RNA from Aspergillus candidus, 1863 nucleotides. Its product is annotated as ankyrin repeat-containing domain protein. Gene Ontology annotation, molecular function: protein binding. The transcript has a single exon. Bases 1 to 1863 code for a protein of 620 amino acids. NCBI's taxonomy places the organism in Eukaryota, Fungi, Ascomycota, Eurotiomycetes, Eurotiales, Aspergillaceae. The record is from RefSeq and is a predicted model, not a curated record.
AUGUCCAUCGCGAAUCUGCCAGGGCUCGGCGUCGUUGAUGCAGGACUGUCCAGUCUGCUGAUGUUGGAAGACAUCACCAUACAGAGAAAUCACAAAGACAAAGACGGCCGCAUCGCUCUGACAGUAGCCGCUCAAAGAGGCGACAAGGAACUCGUGCAGCACAUUCUCGAAACCAAAGCGAAGUUGAUGGUCGAGGACGCCGGCCACAUAGGCCAAAUCAUGGCGGAAAAGGUGUAUCUCGGACUCUAUAAUCGCGUAGUGCCUGCGAAGGAGCCGGCUCGGUCUGCCGUCUUGGACUCGGUGGUUGGGGAGACGCCGCUGUCGUGCGCUCUUCGGCUUCGUCAUGUUGAGGUGGCUCGGCUGCUGGUGGAGGGCCCCGAAGGUGUGAAUCGGGCCCUGGCGAAGCGUAUCAGACUGGAGCAGCUCCAUUGGGCUGUGUAUUAUGGACAGCUGCCGAUCAUUGAUCAUCUGCUGCUAGAGGAAACUGAUAUCGAAGGCGUUAAUGCAGAUGGCAUAACUCCGCUGGGUACAGCUGUCAGCAGGUGUCAAGCUGCCGUUGUGGAUGUUUUACUGCGGAAAUACAAAGCAAACGUCAAUGCCAAGGAAGAGGACGGCACGACGCUUUUACAUUAUUUGUUUCUUCAGAUGGAGCCCGAGACGAAGCAAAGCGGUGCGUGGAAAGGUGUCAUGAAGCGGUUGAUUGACGAAGGAGCUGACCUUGACGCUCGCACCGAACCUAAUGGAGGCACAAUAUUGCAUCACAUCUCCUGGAUCGAUCGCAUCGAAGAGGUACAGCUGUUGCUGGAGUACGGGGCGGACGUUAACGCCAGUGACAAAAUGGGCCUGACGGCGCUGCAUGUGGCUGCGAGCAUGGGUCAUGUGAAGAUCGUGGAACUGCUUCUUCAACACGGUGCCAAAUGCGAGGCUUCUGGCCCCUCGGAUUACACGCCGUUGGAUCUCUUAUUAAAGCCUGACCCCAUCCCUAGGUCGAAGAAGACCCCGAUCUCCAAUAGGGUGCGUGUCGUGAGACUGCUGCUGAACAGCAACCCCGGCCUACUCAUGAAGAAAGAUAAGUUUGGAUUUACCAGUGUGGGAACGGCUAUCCAUCGGUCCGAGCUGGAAUUAUUGGAGGUGCUACUCGAUUAUUCAGGCAGUGAUCCCGGGCAAUCAUCAGUCAAUUUGUCUACCAUGUGCUUUGCUGCGUUGCUUGGUACGGUAGAUGUGAUCGAGUUCUUAAUAAAGAAGGGUGUAUCUCUCCAAGGAGUGGAUGAGCGCUACGGGCGUAAUGCACUCUGUUGGGCUGUCAGCCGGGGCCGGAAGGCUCAAUUCAUGUCGCUCCUGCGGAGCCCUAGAAUGGGAUGGGAUGACGUGGACAAGUUAGGGAGGAAUGCGCUUUUCCUUGCUGCCGCCAACGGCGAGCACGACAUGUUCGUGCAGCUCGCAGACCGUGACAGCGACGUUCACCGCCGGGAUCGAUUCGGCCUCACGCCCUUAUUUGUCGCCGUUCAGCACGGCCAUCUGAGUAUUGUCCGGCAGAUUGUGGAAUCUCGUCCGCUGCUGUUGGAGCCUAAGGAUUCCUUUGGUCGGAGUCUGUCGUGGUGGAUGCGCGCAACUGGUAAUACUUCCAUGCAGAGUAUUCUGACGGGAACCGGGAUGCAGCUGCAGGAUGAUGAACAGACGGGCGACAUCCUAUCCUUUCUGGAAAAGACCUCUUCAAUAGAAUGCGACGUGUGCACUCUUUGCUUGUAUCAGAAGGAUCGAGGCGUCCAAUGUGGUUCCGGAAUCCGGAAGUAUAGAAUCUGCCACGUCUGCUGCGACUUCGGAGCCAGCGCUGCGGACUUUGCGGACCUUCUUGAGGGAUAG